AUGGAUGAUGACGCUGAUGAUCAAUACAAUAUUUACCACAACAAUCUUCUUGUCCAUUCCACCUAUUCAUCGUCUGGAUCAAAUUCUUCAAAUCUUUCCAUGGGAAAUCAAUCACUACUACGUGAAAUUGAAGAGAAAUUGGAUGCAAGACCUCUCUCCGAUCAAGAAACACUUUCUAGAUUUGUAAUCACCAGCAAGAAGAAUUCAGCUCAAACCAGAAGGAUAAGAACCUAUUCAAGCUCCAAUGAAGAAGAAGAGUCAUGGCCAACUCAUGACGAGACGACUACAGGAGAUACCUCACCUUGGUUUAAUAACACAGCCAUCACCGCCACCUCUAAAGAAGGACGAACGAGAGCACGCGUGCCAUCACGACCUAGUUCCAAUGAAGAAGAAGAAGAAUCAAACAACAAGCCUCUCGCUCGACCAGAAGAACCCAACAACGGUGCCGUUGCCCGAAUUGGAACAAAAAAUAUUUCGUCGCAUCAACAACCACUCCCCACCAACUACACACUCACUGAAGAUCACUCUUGUACCUCGCGACAGCCACCCCACUCGGGCAAUCAUACAUAUCAUCACCACUUUUCUCCAACCUCAUCAUUCAUCAUGUCUUCGACGUCGAACAAUAGCUCUUCCUCUGUUCCACAAAUUUAUACUAAAAGUAGUGGUAAUGACCCAAAUGAUCCUAUGAAUCGAUACGAUACAGUGGCACCAGAAUUAGGAGUCGGAUUGGAACGAUGGAAAGCUAUUAGACAAGCAUGGGUGACCGGAGCGUUUUGUAAAGAUAAGAAAACAAUACCGAGUAACUCUCAAAAUGAAGACCACAGAGAUUCGGUCGAUGUUGAUGCCAUUGUCGAACAUUUGGUCAAUCCAAAGAAACCUUCUUUCCAAAAGCCAAUACCACUCAAUGAAAUGAUCCAAAUAUUAUUAGAGAUAUGGGAAUCCGAUGGACUUUUUGAAUAG
Naegleria lovaniensis is the source of this 960-nucleotide messenger RNA. RefSeq lists its product as uncharacterized. The transcript has a single exon. NCBI's taxonomy places the organism in Eukaryota, Heterolobosea, Eutetramitea, Acrasida, Naegleriidae. The record is from RefSeq and is a predicted model, not a curated record. The coding region runs from base 1 to 960 and encodes 319 amino acids.